UAAAUUAAGAAAAAUGGACAAGUCUGACCAUAAUAUGAGUUUUAAUGAUAAUUCCGAGCAAGAAAGAAAGCAAGAUAAGCAAUCUAAAAAGAUAGAGUAUACAGAGAUAUAUGCAUGGGGUGACGAUGAAAUGGGACAGCUAGGAGUUGGGGGAACAAAUAACACUAAGACCGAAGAUCCGAAUCUCAGAAAGGUUUGCACAAUUCCCAAAAUAUGCUCGUUUAAUAUAAAGAUAUUAAAAAUUGCUUGAGGGUUUAACCACUCAGCACUUUUAUCGUAUUCUGGCUACCUUUAUACAAUGGGAAGCAAUGAAUAUGGCAAGCUUGGAGUUGGCCUAGAUAAGGUCCAGAAGAAGAACAUCCCAUGUCUAGUUCAUGACCUCCAGGAUAUGUUCAUCACUCAUAUCUCCUGUGGGUGGUAUCAUACUGCAGCAGUUUCGGAAGAAGGAAAAUUGUAUUCCUGGGGAAGAGGUAAACUAGGAGUUCUAGGACUUGGAGACGACUCAAACCAUCCAGUUCCUCAAGAAUGAGAUUACUUAGUACAAAAGGAAGAAAGAAUUACUUCUGUUUCUAGUGGAAUGUGUCAUAUGGGAGCAAUCACAAGUUCUGGAAAACUCUAUCUUUGGGGUUGCAAUAAGUAUGGACAACUUGGAAAUCCAAAGGUCAAAACAAAUUCAUCAAUCCCAACACAAGAAUGUUCAAAGGAAAAGUUUGCAGAGCUAGCUUGUGGGCUAACACAUACUCUUGCUUUGACAAAGGAAGGGUAUGUUUAUGCAGCAGGAGAUAAUGACGAAGGGCAAUGUGGUGUAGGAAAAGAUGAGGAGAUUAUUCACAAAUUCGAGUCAGUCGAUGUUCUUGGAGAACAUCAUGUGACCAAGAUUAUUGCUGGAUGUCACUCAGCAGCCAUCACAUCAGAGGAGCAUAUUUACGUUUGGGGAACUUCAACUUUUGGACAAUUUCAAUCUCCUGAAAGAUCUGUCUCCCUUACUUCAGUUGUCAAUGCAAGUAUCGGUAGAAGUUCUGGUGCUUGAGUUGAUAGAGAUGGCAAAGUCUGGACCUGGGGGUAUAAUGAACAGGCUCAGCUUGGCCUUGUUGACACAGAACCAAGAUGCAUCCCCACUCUUGUAAAGCCAAUCAAGAAGAAACAUGUGUAUGCUGUUGCUGUUGGAGCAGGCCAUGUCAUCGCCAUCGGUGAAAACAAAAUACAAGGCAGCUCUGACACAACCACCAAGAAAGUCAAGUCAACUGAGGAGUCGAAGAGUCACAGCGAAAUCAGCAGAGAACAAGUACCAAAUGUUUUCAAUGCAAACAGAGGUGAUGCUGACAACAAAGAUGACUUGGUCGACCAGAUCUCAGACGCAGCUCAGAAGUUGUUGAAUGAUCCCAACAGUUACUACUAUCACCUCAAGAAAGAUGAGAAAGCCAAUGUAGAAGAUAUGCUCGAAACUGGUAACAGCAAAGCAGGAGAGUUCUCUGGCAAUGCAAGCGCCAUCAACAUCACCAACCAAGCCAGUCAAGCUAAAAGAGCGCCAAUUGAGCCGUAUCCUCGGUCAAACAACCCAACAAUCAAGAAGAGCUCCAUUUCAAGAACGAAGUCGCCCAAUGAGUCACCUGACCUCAGAAACCACAACAUUGCGAAUGCAAACUUGGCUGACAAGGACCCAGCCAGAGACAUCGACAAAUACGAAAAUGUUGCUGAGAAAAGACAGAAACUGUUUGAUGCUAAGCCCCAGAUGAAAAAGAAGAAGAUCGACCCGCCUCAAGUCAAGCUGCCUCCGGCUCCGAAGUAUGUGCCUCUGCCAUGUUUGGAGUGCAAGAACAUCGGCUCUGUGUGCGAGUCUCUGGGCAUCUCCAAAAUUGAAGAAGCCAUCAAGCUUGUCAGCGACAUCAAACAAGAAAACCUGCUCUGAAAGCUCCGAGAAGAAAACUCCAGACUCCAGCAAGAAGCUCGAAACUGGAAACACAAAAUGGAAGACAGAGAGUAUGAGCUGAUGCUUGAGAACCAGAAACUCAAGCUUGAAAACAGCGACUUGAUCAACAGCAAAGAAAGACAGAGAAAGACAUUCUCAGACACCGAAAUCAGAGUCAAGAAGUACCAGGACGAUCUCCAGGAAUGCAGAGAACAAAACUCUAAACUUAAGGCUGAACUUGUUCAAGCCAAGAAACAACAAGAGUCCGCUGUGGUAGGCCUUGAGAAAGAACUCAGCACUCUCAAGCUGAAGUAUGCUGACAUGAAACAAGAAAAUGAAAAGUUCAGGUCUUUCAUGACCGAAAGAACUCAGAGUCACAUUGAUGCAAACGAAGACUAUCUGCAAAGCUCUGUAGCCAGAGAUGAAGCUCGCAAACAAAGAGUCUCAAGAUUGCUUGACUACAAAGCCCAUGAUAGAGAUGGUGAAGGAGACACUUCUGAAUCAAACUUCAACCCGACUGAUGACAUGACUCCAGCUGACACUCCUUCAAGGGCUCUGAACCCAUCAACUGGUGAUGAAGCAUUCUUGCAGUCGAACAAAAGAAACUUCGCUAGGAACUACGUCAUUGAAGAAAAAGAAAACUCUGCAGACGACUCUUCGGCUGGUGACAAUGACAGACAAGUUUAUGGAGGUUUCAAGGAAAACGAAAGCGACUCUACCAGCGUGUAUAUGGAAGACGCUGGAGACUACAACCAGAGAAUAGUACAGUCGAUCGAGAGAAGAAUCGGAGGUUACGAGCCAGUGUUUUGCAAGUUGGACACAAACCAAGAAGAUGGUCCUACAUUCCAAACUCCCCAAUUAAAGUUUAGAAAGUUUGUUGACCCACCUAAGGAGGAUGAAAAUAAUGAAAAGGUUGAUUAA
Molecule: messenger RNA, 2830 nt
Organism: Moneuplotes crassus
Lineage: Eukaryota; Ciliophora; Spirotrichea; Euplotida; Euplotidae
Source: the annotation of a GenBank genome assembly